Molecule: messenger RNA, 1357 nt
Organism: Drosophila elegans
Lineage: Eukaryota; Metazoa; Arthropoda; Insecta; Diptera; Drosophilidae
Product: protein Exd1 homolog
Exons: 2
Coding region: 55-921 (288 amino acids)
Molecular function (GO): nucleic acid binding
Source: RefSeq, a predicted model, not a curated record
CCUUCUCUACAAGCUUGUCCUUUAUUUAGCGAACUUUUUAAGAACCAGGUCACGAUGAGCGACAGCGAUGGAAAUGACAGUUUCUGCUCCGCAUUCGAAGCCAUUCCAGUCAACAUUCGAUUCCCACUCAGCCAUGAUGAACUGGAAAGCCUUGAUAAAAAGCUAACUCGCAUUGUUUACAUCCAGCAAACAGACGCAAGUUAUCAUAGGGCUUUGAAUGAUAUCAAGGAUCAACCGUCUAUAUCCUUGAUGAUAGAGCCCAGUUUUUACGGACGCCAUCAGGCCACUUCCGUUUUGGCUGUGGCCACGGCCAAUGAAACCUACAUCAUGGAUAUCAAAGCCCUUGGCUCAAUUUUUCCGGAAAUGGCCAAGAUUCUGGAGGCGGAUCAGCCUCGAAAAAUAGUGCACUAUAGCCAUCGUGUUUCCGACCAUUUCCGGUACAAACACGGAAUUGUGUUGGCCGGAGUUUGCGACUCCUUUGUGGCUUUGUGCGUGGCCCGCCAGGAAAAAUCGCCGUGCUCCUUGCCGGAGGCUAUAUCCCUCGUGUUCGGACUGCCGGUGCAAGACCUUCUUUGCGAGGAGGUGAUCGGAGCCAGUGAAUCGCGGCGGAACUUCACGGCCCGGCCACUGACCCAGAGUCAACUGAGGUACUUGGCCAGGAUGGUGCAACUGCAGCACAGGAUGCACGAUCGCUUGAUUUUUAACAGUAUUUGCGCCCAGGUGCAGCGCAUGUCGAUGGAGUUCAGCAGGAACUUCUUGGGCCUUCAGUCCUCGGAUGUGGCUCUGAAUAUGGGCCCCGGCAGUCGCUUUGGGUUCCACCUAAUAGAUUCCUGCUACAAACUGACCGCUGAGGGAACCACUCUUCCCACGCCCGAGGAGAUCGACCACCACGAACUUGAACAGCGAAAAGGUCGCAAGUGAAUGGUAUAUGGAUAUCUUGAGCAGAAAUGUGCCUUGUAAAAAAUGAUACUGAUAGAAAUAAGUCCCUCCGUUUGCAUGCUGGCAGGCCAGCGGAUUUGCACGUUAGUCUUUAAAAGUAAAAGUUCCUUACACCUUGACCCAUAGACUAAUCAUCUAAUAUUCUUUUACUCACACUUGUAACAUAUUUUCGAAUUUUUUAUUUCUUGAAAUUUUUCAAUACUGCACACCUACCUAUAAAGUAAAAAAUAAGAAUGUUCUUUGAAGUUUCUAUAAAUUAUAUUGAUGGCCUUUUUUAUAAUAGUCAGUAAUUUAAGUAUGUAUAUUUUAUUUAGUAACAAACGACUAUGUUAUAUAUCUUCCAUGGGAAGAAUCGAAAAAUUACUUGAAAACAAAUAACUUCAUUAUUUUUAAAGACAUACAUACAUAGAAGCAUAUA